AGUCGCGGCACGCUGCGUUCCCAGGAGGCUGUGCGAGGCCCACGUUUCCUGCGGCAUCUGGUGAACGGGCGCGUGAGCGGCUUCCUGCGGGUUAGCCAUGGCGCUUCACGUUCCCAAAGCCCCGGGCUUUGCCCAAAUGCUCAAGGAUGGAGCGAAGCAUUUUUCAGGAUUGGAAGAGGCUGUGUACAGGAACAUACAGGCUUGCAAGGAGCUUGCCCAAACAACUCGAACAGCAUAUGGACCAAAUGGAAUGAACAAAAUGGUCAUCAACCACCUGGAGAAGUUGUUUGUGACUAAUGAUGCGGCGACCAUUUUAAGAGAGCUUCAGGUUCAGCAUCCUGCCGCAAAAAUGAUCGUGAUGGCCUCGCACAUGCAGGAGCAAGAGGUCGGCGACGGCACCAACUUUGUUCUGGUGUUUGCUGGAGCUCUUCUGGAAUUAGCUGAAGAGCUUCUGAGAAUUGGCCUGUCAGUCUCAGAGGUCAUAGAAGGUUAUGAGAUAGCCUGCAGAAAAGCCCAUGAGAUUCUUCCUGAUUUGGUAUGCUGUUCAGCAAAAAGUCUCCGAGAUGUUGAUGAGGUGUCGUCUCUACUCCGCACCUCUGUAAUGAGUAAACAAUACGGUAAUGAAGUGUUUCUGGCCAACCUUAUUGCCCAGGCAUGUGUAUCUAUUUUCCCCGAUUCUGGCCAUUUCAAUGUUGACAACAUCAGAGUUUGUAAAAUCCUGGGCUCUGGAAUCUAUUCCUCUUCAGUAUUGCAUGGCAUGGUUUUCAAGAAGGAAACCGAAGGUGAUGUAACAUCUGUCAAAGAUGCAAAAAUCGCAGUGUAUUCUUGUCCCUUUGAUGGCAUGAUAACAGAAACUAAGGGAACGGUAUUAAUAAAGACUGCUGAAGAGUUGAUGAAUUUUAGUAAAGGAGAAGAAAAUCUCAUGGAUUCACAAGUGAAAGCUAUUGCCGACGCUGGUGCGAAUGUCAUAGUAACAGGUGGCAAAGUGGCAGACAUGGCUCUUCAUUAUGCAAACAAGUACAAUAUCAUGCUGGUGAGGCUAAAUUCCAAGUGGGAUCUCAGAAGACUGUGCAAAACAGUUGGUGCAACAGCUCUUCCUAGAUUGACUCCUCCUGUCCUUGAAGAAAUGGGGCACUGUGAUAAUGUUUACCUCUCAGAAGUUGGAGACACACAGGUGGUGGUUUUUAAGCAUGAAAAAGAAGACGGUGCCAUCUCUACCAUUGUGCUUCGAGGCUCUACAGACAAUCUCAUGGAUGAUAUAGAAAGGGCUAUAGAUGAUGGUGUCAAUACUUUCAAAGUUCUCACCAGGGAUAGACGCCUUGUGCCUGGAGGUGGAGCAACAGAAAUUGAAUUAGCCAAACAGAUUACAUCAUAUGGAGAGACAUGCCCUGGACUGGAGCAGUAUGCAAUUAAGAAGUUUGCUGAAGCAUUCGAAGCUAUUCCUCGGGCACUGGCAGAAAAUUCAGGAGUUAAGGCCAAUGAAAUAAUCUCUAAACUAUAUGCAGUACAUCAAGAAGGAAAUAAAAACGUCGGAUUAGAUAUUGAGCCUGAAGUCCCUGCUGUAAAGGACAUGUUAGAAGCUGGUAUUCUAGAUACUUAUCUUGGAAAAUAUUGGGCUAUCAAACUGGCUACUAAUGCUGCCGUCACUGUGCUUAGAGUGGAUCAGAUCAUUAUGGCAAAACCAGCCGGUGGGCCCAAACCUCCAAGUGGGAAGAAAGAUUGGGAUGAUGACCAAAAUGAUUGAAUGGCUUAAUUUUUACUAUAGGUAAAGGCUGCUGUUUGUAGUAGUGAUCAAAGAAUCGCCUGAUGUUUUCACAUUCUCCUUAAGUUAAGAAGUGUUGUGUUUGUAUCCUUGGCUGGAUAGAAUAAACUUGUCACUGUCAAAUUGA
Molecule: messenger RNA, 1889 nt
Organism: Erinaceus europaeus (western European hedgehog)
Lineage: Eukaryota; Metazoa; Chordata; Mammalia; Eulipotyphla; Erinaceidae
Gene: CCT8
Product: chaperonin containing TCP1 subunit 8
Exons: 15
Coding region: 98-1744 (548 amino acids)
Biological process (GO): protein folding
Cellular component (GO): chaperonin-containing T-complex
Molecular function (GO): ATP binding; ATP-dependent protein folding chaperone; ATP hydrolysis activity
Source: RefSeq, a predicted model, not a curated record